AUGGAGGAAAAAAGAGGUUUGAGGCGCUAUAAAUGCCCCAGGAAUGUAGCUGGGUUCUGGGCGAUCACAACGACACUUUUUGCGUUGUUUUACCUAUACUUUAAGGCUCAAAACCACUCAAAAACUAACACAUCUAUGUUCACAUCAGACCGGGCUUCGAUAAAAGGAUCUUUCAAGCUCCAAAGCAUAUACAAACAUGGCGUGGGUGCUCAUCCUUCAAUGCAAGUGCUCGAGGUGAACGAAGAGGUACUGGACGCUACCAAAUCCAAGUUUUCGGAGUAUACAACGAGCGCUGGAGAUGAUGAAGAAAUGUGGACCUCAAGUUCGCAAUACGCAACAGAAAACCCGAUGAGUUACGAGUUCGAGCUCUCGUACGAACCACAGUCUCUGAAAAGAAUGCUGUAUCGAGAUCCUGACUUCGUGGAGUCAUAUCUGGAUUUUGCACAUGAAAAUCCACACAUGGCUUCCCAAGUGCAUCUAGAUUGGAUCGAUGAUACGGUUGUGGUGCCGAAAGUGACGGAUAAAAAAACGAUCAUCAGUCUUGCACUCAUGUCUUCUAAUGCGUACGUAAGACUGCCGCAUACCGGAGACUGGAGAAAUCUUUCAAGGCCUUGGAAUCACACGGAAAACUCAGGUCAUGGCUGGGAUGAUGAUGGUCUGAGAGGCCAUGUUUUCAGCAAUAAACAGCAGGAUAUUGUCGUGCUAGCCGUAAAAGGUACUAGUGCCCAGGGACUCGCGGGUUCCGGUGAAGACGAAACUACUGUGAACGACAAGCUUAACGACAAUCUGCUAUUUUCUUGUUGCUGUGCAAGAAUUAGUUACUUGUGGACGACAGUGUGCGACUGUUACAUGAAAUCCUACACCUGCGACGAGGCCUGUUUGGAGCGUGAACUCAGAAGAAAGGAUCGUUAUUACAAAGCAGUGCUGAACAUUUACAAGCAGGUGGCCGAAAAAUAUCCAACAUCAACUAUUUGGGUUACAGGGCACUCUUUGGGUGGCGCUUUGGGCAGUUUACUGGGCCGCACUUACGGACUUCCAGUAGUAGCUUUUGAGGCCCCAGGAGAACUGCUUGCAACGCGGCGCCUACACUUGCCAAUGCCACCUGGAUACCCCAACUACUUGGAAGGCGUGUGGCAUUUCGGAAACACAGCAGACCCUAUAUUUAUGGGAACCUGCAACGGAGCUAGCUCAUCAUGCUCAAUAGGUGGGUACGCAAUGGAAACCUCUUGCCACACAGGCAAAGUUUGCGUCUACGAUGUUGUCAAAGACAAAGGAUGGCACGUAAGUCUCUUCAACCAUAGGAUUCACAAGGUCAUAGAUGAGGUUUUGGAAAGUUACGAAAAGCCUGCCCGAUGCAUACCUCCGGGCCCUUGUCAUGAUUGUUUUAAUUGGGAAUACGUCAGAAAAGAAGCACCCUCUCAUACCAUGGUGUCUUCGACCACUACAUCGUCAACAAGAUCAACAAUCACACCAGAACCAACCAUCACCAGUAGCUGCGUAGGUCGCAACUGGUAUGGAUGGUGCACAAAGUACGAUUAA
Messenger RNA from Lachancea sp. 'fantastica', 1539 nucleotides. The record is from the annotation of a GenBank genome assembly. NCBI's taxonomy places the organism in Eukaryota, Fungi, Ascomycota, Saccharomycetes, Saccharomycetales, Saccharomycetaceae.